Molecule: messenger RNA, 1755 nt
Organism: Colletotrichum gloeosporioides
Lineage: Eukaryota; Fungi; Ascomycota; Sordariomycetes; Glomerellales; Glomerellaceae
Exons: 2
Coding region: 1-1755 (584 amino acids)
Source: RefSeq, a predicted model, not a curated record
AUGGGCAGCGAAACGAAAGUCUCCCCAUCACUCCAAACAUCAAAGACGUCCCUCCGCCCCUUCAUGCCACAUCCCACAUGCUCCGAUCGCGAAGUCACAAACAGUGGGAUGAAUUAUAUACAUCUCACCCAAACGCUGGUUGAUUCUUUCAACGCCCUCGCCGAUGAAGUCCAGAUCCUGACCGACAGGAAGACGAUCCUGGAGCACAAGCUGAGGUUCGCUCACGAACAGUACCAAUACCUCGCCGACAAACAUGCACCUGCUGCUCCCGAGAUUUCAGAAGUACUGGCAAAGCUACAGCUGCCUCCCGAACUAGCAAAUCCAUCUCUCGAAGAAGCUUCCCAAGCAGUCCCUCUCCCGAAGCGCAAUAAGCUGGACACCCGGAACCAAAUCGCCCUCAUCAUCCGAGACGGCCGGCGCGUCGCCCAACAACUGUCGUCCGUCGGCGAAACGAGCAAGACGAGCGACUCUAGCAGACAGACCUCUUCCCGUGAAGCCGAAACCGGAACCUCCAUGUCGACUGUGCUCGAGCAGGACUUUACAAUCGAGGGCAAGAAGGGACACCUGGAAUGUCCUUUCUCCGCACCAAAGACGGCGGAGGUGGAUGGCGCCGUCGAGCGUGAUGCGCGAAGCGCGGAAAACGGGUCGCAGGACCCCACGCCACACCACUCCGCCGACCCCAUUUGCGCUGCUAUGCUCGAAGAAUCCACGUCUCAGGCAGCUGCCAACGGCGGCUCGCCCGCGAAGUGCCCGAUCCGUUACCUCGAUCAACACUCCCCCGAAGAGAUUGCGCACUACGUCGAAACACACAAGCACGAACUGCCUCGCAGCCAUGAGGUCUGCGUGAGGAGAUACCAGAAGAACGAGGUGCAGAUCAAGAAGCUAGAUGCAAAGUACGGCAACCUGGUGAACAUGAUACAAGGACUUAGUGCGCUGCACCAGCCCAUGCUGCCAUCGUCUCAGCAGGAGCAGGAAGAGAUUGACCGGGCGUCGAACGAGAGGGUUGAGAACUGGGCAAAGGCCGUCACUGCUACCGCCACUGACGAUGCCGAACAGUCGCUGCCGGCGCUGGAGGAUGCCGAGGAGGCGCGGCAGAGUCACUUCGAUCGGCCCCUGAAGGAGGUUCGGGUAGGUGAGUCACCUAGCCGACCGUGGGGCAUCUCCGUUCCAGUGUACGAACGCAACGGCCUGGAUGGCGACGAACGGCCUCCCAUGUCCCCGCCACCUGCUCCUGUCUUCAUGCCAUCGGGCACAGACGUCGGGGAGACACCGGAGGACAUCCCGGCGAAGACUGGCAAGUGUCCAUUCGACCAUACAAAGAUGGCGGCAAUGGCCGCGCCCCGCGAAGAUCCCCGACCCGUCUCACCGCCGCCGGCGCCCAUGUUCAUGCCCAACGGAACGAGCGACCACGCCGGGUCUGCCCCAAAGACUGGAGGUAAAUGCCCGUUUGACCAUGCUCAGCUGGCUGCUAUGGGCUUCACCUCUCCGACGCCCAACACCGGCGAGCAGACCUUCGUGCACCCAGAGCCAGAGCCAGACCCGGUGGAACUCCCCUCAACACCAGUCAAGCCCCAGCCCCAGACUUCACACAGUCCUCCGCCGCCUCAGCCAGCCUUCAUAAACCCGCCUCUAGAUGCAUACAAGCAACCCCUCGCUGGCGGUGUCCCUCAGAUGGUGUUCACAGGACCUGUCUUCAUUGGUUACCCUAUCGAGCAAGCGAUACAAUUCAUGCAGCAUUUUCAGGGACGGCAAUAA